AGUAGAGGCGCGCAGCUGGACCGGGAGCCUCGGGCAGCCGGACCAGCUGGCACUGGGAGGGCACAACGUGCGGCCGCCGGCCACUAUGCUUCAGCGCUGCGGUCGGCGCCUGCUGCUGGCGCUGGCGGGAGCGCUGCUGGCUUGCCUCCUGGUGCUCACGGCCGACCCGCCGCCGACACCAGUACCAGCCGAGCGUGGACGCCGCGCGCUGCGCAGUCUGGCCGGCUCCGCUGGGGCGGCUCCGGGUUCCGGGUCUAGGGCGGCCGCGGAGCCCGGAUCCCUCGCGCGCGAGGUGCAUAGCCUCUCCGAAUACUUUAGUCUACUCACUCGCGCGCGCAGAGACGCGGAUCCACCGCCCGGGGUUGCUUCCCGCUCGGCCGACGGCCACCCGCGUCCCCCGGCCGAGGUCUUGUCUCCCCGCGACGUCUUCAUCGCGGUCAAGACCACCAGAAAGUUUCACCGCGCGCGUCUCGACCUGUUGUUCGAGACCUGGAUCUCGCGCCACAAGGAGAUGACAUUCAUCUUCACAGAUGGGGAGGACGAAGCUCUGAGCAAGCUCACAGGCAACGUGGUCCUCACCAACUGCUCUGCCGCGCAUAGCCGCCAGGCUCUGUCCUGCAAGAUGGCCGUUGAGUACGACCAUUUCAUCGAGUCAGGGAAGAAGUGGUUCUGCCAUGUGGAUGAUGACAACUACGUGAACCUCAGGGCGCUGCUACGGCUGCUGGCCAGCUAUCCCCACACUCAGGAUGUGUACCUUGGCAAACCCAGUUUGGACCGGCCCAUCCAGGCCACAGAGCGGGUCAGCGAGCACAAGGUGCGACCUGUCCACUUUUGGUUCGCCACCGGAGGAGCUGGCUUUUGUAUCAGCCGAGGGCUAGCCCUAAAGAUGGCCCCAUGGGCCAGUGGGGGACACUUCAUGAGCACAGCUGAGCGCAUCCGGCUCCCCGACGACUGCACCAUUGGCUAUAUUGUGGAAGCGCUGCUGGGAGUGCCCCUCAUCCGGAGCGGUCUCUUCCACUCCCACCUGGAGAAUCUGCAGCAAGUGCCCACAACCGAGCUCCACGAGCAGGUAACCCUGAGCUAUGGCAUGUUUGAAAACAAGCGGAACGCAGUGCACAUCAAGGGACCCUUCUCGGUGGAGGCUGACCCAUCCAGGUUCCGCUCUGUCCACUGCCACCUGUACCCGGAUACACCCUGGUGUCCCCGCACCGCCAUUUUCUAACAGCUGUGGCUGAGACCCUGUCCCUGGGCGCCCCUGGUAUCCAAAGGGCCCAGGGACCCCUGUUUGUGUCCUGACCUUGGUGUACGAGGCUCUUCAGGGCUGUGUGUAUGUGUGUGUGUGUGUGUCUAUAUUUGUGUGUUUCUGUGGUGUGCCCACUCAUGUUGCAGACUGCUGGGCAGUCGUGUUCUUCAGGGAGUGGCCUGUCUGUCCCUAACUAUCUUUUCUACAUUCUGAGACCCACUCCAAGGGCAGUUCUGUGGGAUCUGUGUUUGGAUCUCUGCAGUGUGGGGAGAGGCCUCAGGGCUCCCCUCAGGGGUACAUGGGUGCUGUCUUAUAGCACUGUCUCUUAAGUUGGGGUGCCAGCACCUACCUGAAACCUUCCCUGUCAGCUGAGCCAUGCCCAGUGCUAGGGAAAAUGGUUUAGGUAGUAAAAGGCCUGGGGCCCUCCUUCUAGCUUGGGCACUGCCAGUGACCGUUCAGGUGACCCAGUGCUUCUCUUCCAGCCCUCCAGGGUGGGGUGAAGUCUUCAGCCCCACCCCUUGAGGUCCUAUCUUUGUCUCCCACACUAGGGAGUUCAGAGCUAUGAAUUUUAUCUCCUCUCCAAAGUAGAGAGAAAGUCACCCAUAGUGGGUGUGCCUGUAAAUAUUGUGACAGUAUUUUUUUACUGUGCUGUUUCUUGAGAUGGGAAGGGUGGGUGUGAAGGGAGGGGGGUUGUUUUCUGGGUGGGCUGGAGAGGGUCUUAUUUUAUCUUUUCUGUGGAUCAGAAAAAAGCAGAAGCCAAACAGGCUUGGUCUUUGGAAAGCUGGACCAUGAAUGCCUUAGUACUGUAUUUAUGCUUUCCAGUAUCUGGAAUCCUGCUCUCCCCCACCAUCCUCCCCAGCACCCCAAGGCUCACCUCACCCCACCCCAUGGGCUGCGUUCUAUGUUCUUUUUGCAAAGACCUUAGCUAGGCAAGCUAAUGAUGAUAAGGGAAAAGCUCUCAGGGAAUUGAUGUGUUGUUGCCAUGGUGACGUCCUUCCGCUGAAUAAAGGUGCUCUUUGCAGCAA
Microtus oregoni (creeping vole) is the source of this 2268-nucleotide messenger RNA. RefSeq names its product beta-1,3-N-acetylglucosaminyltransferase lunatic fringe. Bases 86 to 1222 code for a protein of 378 amino acids. Gene Ontology annotation, biological process: pattern specification process; regulation of Notch signaling pathway. Gene Ontology annotation, cellular component: Golgi membrane. The transcript has 8 exons. NCBI's taxonomy places the organism in Eukaryota, Metazoa, Chordata, Mammalia, Rodentia, Cricetidae. Gene Ontology annotation, molecular function: O-fucosylpeptide 3-beta-N-acetylglucosaminyltransferase activity. The record is from RefSeq and is a predicted model, not a curated record.